Molecule: messenger RNA, 810 nt
Organism: Sphenostylis stenocarpa
Lineage: Eukaryota; Viridiplantae; Streptophyta; Magnoliopsida; Fabales; Fabaceae
Source: the annotation of a GenBank genome assembly
AUGGCAACGAGCAACAAUGUGAUCGUAUGCAUAAAUUUCGUGGCUGUGAUCCUCUCAAUCCCAAUAAUUGGUUCCGGAAUCUGGCUAGCAAACGAGCAGGCAGAUUCCUGCGUCCAGUUUCUGCAAUGGCCAGUCAUCAUCCUCGGAGUUCUCAUCUUGGUGGUGGCUCUCGCAGGUUGCAUUGGAGCUUUUUUCAGAAUCACGUGGCUUCUGAUAGUGUACCUCGUUGCCAUGCUUGUGCUCGUGAUACUGCUAGUGUGUCUGGUGGGGUUUGUUUAUAUGGUCACGCUUCGAGGUCAUGGCAACAUUGAAGCCGACCGGGCUUACUUGCAGUAUCAUAUGGACGACUUUUCUGGGUUCCUUCGUCGAAGGGUUAGAAGCUCCUUCAAGUGGGAUCGCAUCAGAAGCUGCAUUAGCCAAACCAACAUGUGUGCUGAGCUCAACCAGAGUUACCGAAUGGCUGAUGACUUCUUCAACGCACGUCUAACGCCCAUGCAGUCAGGGUGCUGCAGGCCACCAACGCGAUGUGGGUACCAGUUUGUGAACCCAACCUAUUGGAUUAGAGCGUUCGACCUAGCAGCAGAUAUGGAUUGCCUUCAAUGGAGCAACGAACAGACACAACUUUGCUACAGCUGUGAUUCAUGCAAGGGCGGUUUAUUGGCUAAUCUUAGGAAGGAAUGGAAAAGGGCCAAUGUGAUAUUAAUCAUCACAGUCAUUGUUCUAAUUGUGGUUUAUUUGGUAGGGUGCUGUGCCUUUAGGAAUGCCAAAACUGAGGACCUCUUCCGCAAAUAUAAACAGGGCUAUACUUGA